This is a messenger RNA of Rhinopithecus roxellana (golden snub-nosed monkey), 4047 nucleotides long. It is a transcript of the gene ZNF596, whose product is annotated as zinc finger protein 596. The transcript is spliced from 5 exons. The coding region runs from base 1427 to 3019 and encodes 530 amino acids. The record is from RefSeq and is a predicted model, not a curated record. NCBI's taxonomy places the organism in Eukaryota, Metazoa, Chordata, Mammalia, Primates, Cercopithecidae. Gene Ontology annotation, molecular function: RNA polymerase II cis-regulatory region sequence-specific DNA binding; DNA-binding transcription activator activity, RNA polymerase II-specific. Gene Ontology annotation, cellular component: nucleus. Gene Ontology annotation, biological process: regulation of cytokine production; negative regulation of transcription by RNA polymerase II; regulation of immune system process.
UGGGAUUACAGGCAUGAGCCACCAUGCCCGGCAAGUACUCCUUUUUAUGUUAGAUUUGCUAGGGUUUAGCAGCUCACAGAACCGAGGAAAACAGUUUACUUAGCUGAUUUAUUACAAAGGACAUUUUAAAUAUUACAAAUGAACAGCCAGCUAAAGAGUUACAUACAGCAAGUUUUGGAAGGGUCUUAGUUUUAGGAGGUCUGUCUCCAAGCAGUUGGGAUGUACCAUUCUUUCAGCAUGUGGAUGGCUCUUCACUCAUCCAGAAGCUCUUUGAAUCCCAUCAUUCAGGGAUUUUUACAAAGUGUUCAUCUAGUAGGCAUAAUUGUUAUCAACUCGAUCUCCAGCCUCUGCCCUUUACCAGAGGAUAGGGGGUGGGACUGUAUGUUCCAAGCUUAUAAUCAUGUCUUGGUCUUUCAGGUAAUCACCCCCUAUCCUAGAGCCCAAUAAUAAUUGUUUUGUUAGAACAAAAGACACUCCUAUCACCCAUGAAGUUCCAAUGCAUUACGAGCUCUGUAUUGAGAACCAGGGUCAAGGACCAAAAAGAACAAAAGCUUCUCCUAGCAACUUUAUUACUUAGGAAAUCACAGGGGUUUGGGGGCUGUGUGCUAGGAACUGGGGAUGAAAACCAAACUAUUUCUUAUAAAUAACAAUGUCACAUACAUGUUCAUAUAUUCAUGUUGUUAGUGUUCUUUCAUUUCAACUUGAGGAACUCCCUUUAGCAUUUCUUGUAAGGUAUGUCACUUGUAAAGUGUGUCUUGUAAGGUAUCCACCAUCAUAAAAUGAAAUUUGAAGCUGCUUGGUAGAUAAAUUCAUGCUGAAUUUAUCUAAAGGUCAGACUUGAGGAAGUGGUAUUUCUAGAAGCCUCACGUGGAAGAGACAGAAUCAUUCAAUAGAAGUGUAUACAGAGAACCAGCGGAAGGGAGAAGGAAUGGAGGGAGGCUCAUGAGGGCUGAGAUGCGUGGAGAAAGCCUGCAAGCACACAAACCAAGAAUAAUUAAAUCUGAGAAAUUCCAGGAUUGAUCUGUAGGUGGAGACCACAUCUACAUGAUUCAGGGAUUCUUAGAAUUUGGAAUCAUAGAGGGAAUUGAACAUUUCAGAAUUCCAUGGACUAGGUAGCAUAUGGAACUCCAUGAUUUUCACAUUUCUAGGUCUAAAAUCAAAAUAUUUAUAUCUUUAUUAGCAACAAUAGUCAUUCUCUUCUUCUGACCCUGGAAGAGGAGAACCACCAACCCAACCCAUCCCCCACCCACUGCAUGUCCUUGUUGGUUGGGCUGGGGCUAAUGGCUUUGGGACAGAUGUUAGAAGCAAAACUAGAGUGUCAUGGUUUUUUUGUUUUAUUUUUUGUUUUUCUCAGAAUUGUCUUCUUACUGCUUGGAUGGUGUGAGUGAAAACCCAGAGGAGUACAUUUGGUGGCUGAGCUAGUACAAUGCCAUCACUGGACAGUCACUUUGAUCUUGCUCCACUGAACACUGGCAGAGAUAGCCCUGUUUGCAGUAGAAUGUCCAUAAUGUUUUCGGAUUCCAUGACCUUCGAGGAUAUAGUUGUAGACUUCACUCGGGAAGAGUGGGCCCUGCUGGACACAUCCCAGAGAAAGCUGUUUCAAGAUGUGAUGUUGGAGAACAUCAGUCAUCUGGUCUCUAUUGGCAAACAGCUCUGCAAAUCAGUUGUGCUUUCCCAUUUGGAGCAAGUAGAGAAACUUUCAACACAAGGAAUAAGCUUACUGCAAGGUAGAGAAGGUGACAUUAAACAUCAAGAGAUACCAUUCAUUCAACAUACCUAUCAGAAGGGCACAUCCACCAUCAGCACAAUGAGAUCUCAUACUCAAGAGGAUCCUUUUCUAUGUAAUGAUUUAGGAGAAGAUUUCACUCAACAUACAGCAUUGACUCAAAAUGUGAUUACUUACAUGAGAAAGAAACACUUUGUAAGCAAAAAGUUUGGGAAAACCUUCAGUGACUGGUUAUCCUUUAAUCAACACAAGGAAAUUCACACCAGAUGUAAAUCAGAUGAAGGUCAUCUAUUUGAUUAUGCCUUUAUCCAAAGCUCUGCCCUUAGACCACACAAUGUGACUCAUACUAGGGUGAUAACAUUGGAAUGUCAUGUGUGUGGGAAAACCUUCAGCAAAAAUUCUAAUCUUAGGCGACAUGAGAUGAUUCACACUGGAGAGAAACCACACGGAUGUCAUCUAUGUGGGAAAGCCUUUACUCAUUGCUCUGAUCUUCGAAAACAUGAGAGAACUCACACUGGAGAGAAGCCAUAUGGAUGUCAUCUAUGUGGGAAAGCCUUCAGUAAAAGUUCUAACCUUAGACGACAUGAGAUGAUUCACACUAGAGAGAAAGCACAGGUAUGCCAUCUAUGUGGGAAAGCCUUCACUCAUUGCUCUGACCUUAGAAAACAUGAGAGAACUCACUUAGGAGAUAAACCAUAUGGAUGCCAUCUAUGUGGGAAGGCUUUCAGUAAAUGUUCUUACCUUAGACAACAUGAAAGAACUCACAAUGGAGAGAAACCAUAUGAAUGUCAUCUAUGUGGAAAAGCCUUCUCUCAUUGUUCUCACCUUAGACAACAUGAGCGAAGUCACAAUGGAGAGAAACCACAUGGAUGUCAUCUAUGUGGGAAAGCCUUCACUGAAUCUUCUGUGCUUAAACGACAUGAGAGAAUUCACACUGGAGAGAAACCAUAUGAGUGUCAUGUAUGUGGGAAAGCCUUCACUGAAUCUUCUGACCUUAGACGACAUGAGAGAACUCACACUGGAGAAAAACCAUAUGAAUGCCACCUAUGCGGAAAGGCCUUCAAUCACUCUUCUGUCCUUAGACGACAUGAGAGAACUCACACAGGAGAGAAACCAUAUGAAUGCAAUAUAUGUGGUAAAGCCUUCAAUAGAAGUUAUAACUUUAGACUUCAUAAAAGAGUUCACACUGGAGAGAAACCAUAUGUUUGUCCUCUAUGUGGAAAAGCCUUUAGUAAAUUUUUUAACCUUAGACAACAUGAGAGAACUCACACUAAAAAAGUAAUGAAUAUGUAAGAGUCGUCAACCAUAGUGUUAACACUAAAUACACCCAAGGACUGACAUACUACAGGAACAUUUUGUCUGUAAUCAGUGUGGAAAAGCCUUUAUUUGUAAUUACCACUUUGCUCAACCUAAAUGAAUCCAAAGUAGGGAGAAUCCAUAUGUAUUUAAGCUGUAUGGCACAAACUAUGAGAGAAUGAAACUAUAGAUCAAAGGAAUGUGGAGGAGUCUUCAUCCAAAGCUCUAACUGUUAAACAAACAGGAGAAAUCACAUCACAAAAAUUCUGUACCUGUCAUCAAUGUGAAAAUGCCAUCCUUUAAACAAAUGAGUAAAAUUGACAGGCGAGCAACCAUACGUCUGUAAUUGCUGUGCACUGUCAUUCAGCUAAGCACCAGUUUUGGUGUCUGCAAGAAAAUUCAUUAUCAGGUAACUGAUAAAAACAGGAAAUUUGUGAAAAUAUUUUUAUUAGGUGGAUGAGGCCUUUUGCACAAUUCCAGAAAUUCAUAGUAGAGAAAUUAUUCAGUGAGAAAUCCUUUUCUUAAUACAGCAGCACUUCUAUAAUAGAUCAGAAUUCACAUGGUGUAGAACGCUCAGUGACAUGAAUGGAGGGCAGUCCUCAGUAAAUUACUCAUUCCUUAGUCAAUACCAGCAUUUUUCCACUAAGAAAACAAUCUUGACAUGAUAGUAGAAGAACCUUCAAGCAGCUUUCAUGUCAAAAAAGACAGGAAAGAAAACUCUAAAAAGCCAUUGAGAUGUAUAGCUGGGGGACAAGACAUAAAGCCAUCAAGCACAUGCUUGAGAAAAAAAAAGUAUAGUUUUGAGCAAAGACUUUCUACUUAAAAUACGUGGGAUGAAAUGUACAACUCUGAAAUAACCUGGGAAUAUUGAAUGCAGAAUUGUGUAAGAAGUAAUAAGAUUAAAUUAGUACUGUCAAAAAUGCAAGCAUUAAAUGUUGUUGCUGAAUAAUCUAAUAGGUUGAUUAAACUCUUAUGUUUUUUGUUUGUUUGUUUUUUGACACAGUCUCGUUCUGUUGCCCAGGCUG